This is a messenger RNA of Papaver somniferum (opium poppy), 855 nucleotides long. RefSeq lists its product as uncharacterized. The transcript has 4 exons. The coding region runs from base 1 to 855 and encodes 284 amino acids. The record is from RefSeq and is a predicted model, not a curated record. Lineage: Eukaryota; Viridiplantae; Streptophyta; Magnoliopsida; Ranunculales; Papaveraceae. Gene Ontology annotation, molecular function: enzyme inhibitor activity.
AUGGUCCUGAAGAUACUCAUCAGAGAAACAACAGUUAUGGAGAAAGCUUAUUCAAACCAAAAUGCUUGGGAAACCUUCAGAUAUACUUGUCAAAGACUCUACACUCUCACAAGCCCCUCUCCCCCCUCAUCAAUGCACCUGGAUCAAGUAUUGCCUUUCCCAAUAACUUAUUACUAUUUUAUCAACCCUGGUUUUUUUGCUUUACACCAUAACCACUUGUUAAUAUAUUUAUAUCCGAGAGGUCACUUUUUACACUCUAAUGUAAAUUUCUCAUCCAUUCAUCCCUUAAUAAAAACCCCCAAUUCCCCUCUUCUUUUCCACACAACUGCUUCACUUCUCUAUCUCUGGAAGAAGAAGAAAAAUAAUAGCAACCAUGAAGGAAACCUUUGCGGGAAAAACCAAAAUGCUAUUCUUCAUUAUCUUCUCUUCCUUGCUCACAAUAGAAACAACAAACGGUGUCAUUGCCGGGCUCACAAGUUCAAACACCAGUGUGUACUUAUCAACUUCUCAUGUGUUCUUAAAUCCUCGUGCAGAUCCACUUUAUACCCCGAACUAUGCUACUCUUCUAUUGCAAGUAUUUCGGGUGGUGUUGCCGAGAGCUUAAGAUCGAAAAAAGAUGUGAUACGGUUAUCUAUUAACAUUACGUGUGAAGUAGUUUGGCAGAAUUAUUUCACCAUUUCCAAGUUGAUCAAAUAUAGGAAAAAUGUGUCGCAUCGCGAGAAAGAAGCUCUUCAUGAUUGUUUAGAAAUGGUGGAUGAAACACUCGACCAACUUCACGAAGCAAGAGAUGAUCUUAAAGUAUACCUAAUAGAAUAUAUUUUCCCUUAUUUACAGCUUACAGGAUAUUCUCAUUGA